Molecule: messenger RNA, 1033 nt
Organism: Mangifera indica (mango)
Lineage: Eukaryota; Viridiplantae; Streptophyta; Magnoliopsida; Sapindales; Anacardiaceae
Exons: 7
Coding region: 232-846 (204 amino acids)
Source: RefSeq, a predicted model, not a curated record
CAAAUUACUGAGUUGUAAUUAAUUUGAUUGAAACUUGAAUCCGCGGAGUCACCAACCGGCAACCGCUAUAAAUGCACCUUGUCUCCCCGGCAAACGGUUUACCGUCUACUUCGGCGCCCUGAGUGAAAGGAAUAUACUCUUUAGGUUUUCUUCUAUUUGUCAAAGCAAUCCGAAACCCUACCCGUAUCUUCAACGAAGUUCUUUCUUCUUUUUUUCCACUCUUUCGAAUCGAUGGCUGCUAAACCUCUCUCUGCAAAGGCAAUUGCCCUUACAGAAAAGAAAAUGGACAUGACUUUAGAUGAUAUAAUUAAAAUGUCAAAGAACACUGCAGCAACUAAAGCUAAGCAUCAGCGAAGGCCUCUGAACAAAAGUCAGAAAAUUGUUAAUGAUGCUAUUCAGGAUAAGGCUUUAAAGGUUAGACAGUAUAUGGGCUCAAGAUCCUCUGUGAGACAGGGUGUUCUUGCUCAGAGAAGGUCAAAUUUCCAGAAAAACCAUUUUCCACUUGCAAAUGAGGCUGCAAGGAAAGCCAUAGUGGCUCCUGUCCAAAAUAGAGUUUUUAAUGGUAGCAUGGUGGCAAAUAAAAUGAAAAGAUCAAGGGUUGGAGCUAUGCCAGUCCAGAGGAAAGCUGCAAAUGGGAGUUUUGUUGCUAAGAAGGACAAUGCAGUGCCUAAGCAGCAGAGGCUUCAAACACUGGAUUCACUUUUUGCCAACAUGAAGGAGCAGAGGAUGAGGGUUUUUGCACAUCAGACCAAUGGCAGUCUUCAACGCCAGAACAACGGUGGUGUACAACAUAACAGGGAAGGCCGGCCAAGGCUGCCUUGGGCAAGAGGCCGAUUGGGCAACUAAUGCAUGCAAAUAGUUGGUAUUUCUUUUUAGUGCAAGGGCUGAAUUCUUACCUAGCUGGUUCAAGUUGAAAAAAACUAUUUUUUUCCCCCCUUUUUAAUCUCAUUGUCUGUGUCCUCCACAUUUUGAUAAAAAAAUUCAUGUUACCUGGUUCAUCUGAUCAAUGUAUAGCAGGUCUUUUCUUGCUUUA